ACCCCGAGGUCUGGCCAGACGUGUUCAGCCUGCCCCCAUCUGAGCUGCGCCGAGUGGGCGGCUUCCGCAUCCGGAGGCGCGGCGUGGGGGAAAUCGCCUUCGAAGGCGAGGUCGACUUUGCGUCGCAGCCUGGGCUGCUCGAGGACCUGACGGCCAUCGUCCACCUCGAGAUGGGUGAGGUGGUGCUCUACCCAGGGCGCGACAAGCCGCGGGAGGGCACUGGGCUUAACAGGCCGGCGACCGUCACGCUCUUCCAGUGCUUCCCCCCAGAGGUGGGGCAGUUCCCCGACGCCGAGAGCAAGGCGCGCUACCGCGGCCGCAUCGCCCAGAUGACGGAGGAGAAGGGGGCGCACUUUGUGGACUACGACUGCGACACGGGCACGUGGCGCUUCCAGGUGGACCACUUCUGAGCCGGGCGGCGCCCGAGGGCCCCCGCGGCCGGCCGCUCGGCUCUGGCCGGGGCGUCGGCGUGCAAAGCGUUGGGGGAGGGGGAGGGGGUCCUCCUCGUCCACCACCACCACACGUUGGAGAGGGAGGGGGUCCUCCUCGUCCUCCUCCUCCUCCUUCUCCUCGUCCUCCUCCUCCUUCUCCUCCUC
Molecule: messenger RNA, 596 nt
Organism: Prorocentrum cordatum
Lineage: Eukaryota; Dinophyceae; Prorocentrales; Prorocentraceae
Source: the annotation of a GenBank genome assembly